This is a messenger RNA of Dendronephthya gigantea, 644 nucleotides long. RefSeq names its product ATP-dependent DNA helicase Q-like 3. Bases 45 to 644 code for a protein of 199 amino acids. Gene Ontology annotation, molecular function: 3'-5' DNA helicase activity; four-way junction helicase activity. Lineage: Eukaryota; Metazoa; Cnidaria; Anthozoa; Malacalcyonacea; Nephtheidae. Gene Ontology annotation, cellular component: cytoplasm; nucleus; chromosome. Gene Ontology annotation, biological process: double-strand break repair via homologous recombination. The record is from RefSeq and is a predicted model, not a curated record. The transcript is spliced from 2 exons.
CACACCCUGAAGCGUUGGUUUCUUGUCCUUAUGGAAGAAAGUUGAUGCAGAGCAAACCUUACCAGGAAAACGUCUGCGCCAUUGUUGUGGAUGAAGCCCAUUGCAUUUUACAGUGGGGUCAACAUUUCAGAGUCGAUUAUGGCAAUUUGUCUGUGUUAUGUGCAACGUUUUCAAGUGUACCAGUUGUUGCCAUGACUGCUACAGCGAGUAAAAGUGAUAGAGAAUCUAUUAAAAAAUCAUUGGGCCUUAAAGAAUGUACCGAAGUCAUUGGUAAUCCUGACCGGAGAAACAUUACCUACAAAAAACAUUUCAGAGGUCAACCAGAUGUGGACUCAAUAAUAAACAUUCUUACUCCAAUUGCACAGGACUUGUUGAAGGCACAGAAAAACUAUCCUUUGACAAUUAUAUACAUCCCAUUGAAGUGGUGUGGGUUUGCUUACAAAUUGUUUGAGUCUGUUUUGGGAAGCAGUCAGUAUUUUCCAAAAGGAUCAGCACCAGUGCCAGAGAAUAGACUGUUUGCUCUAUUUCAUUCACCACAAACACAGGAAAUGAAAGAUGAAGUUCUUAAGCAAUUGUGUUCUCCUGAAAGUACUGUAAGGGUGGUAUUUUGCCACAGUUGCUCUUGGGAUGGGAGUCGAUAUUAA